AUGACGGAUCAGUAUCUGCAAGAGCAGCAUGCCCUUACCAUUGCCCGCACCGUCCAGAGAGAACGACAGCUUGCCCAGGCCCGCCUAGAUUCUGACCAUGGUGAUAGUUGGGUCAUGAUCACCCAAACGGGUGAUAUCAACCCUCUUCCUCACGAACACAUCAGACACAGAUCCAAUGCCAAAGUAAGCCUCGAGCUGUCGGUACCCAAGGCCUUACAGCAAGGAAGGACGCCCUUUGCGCGCAAGAGCGACAAUGGCACAGCAUACAUCACAACACAGCGGGUCAUUUACAUUCCUGCAAAACCUACCGCCGACUUCAAGUCGUUCCACGCGCCAAUCUUGAACUGCGCCGAUUCCUACGUUGGCUCGCCGUUCUUUGGCGCCUGGUUCUGGUCCGCCACCGUCGUGCCCGUCUCCGGAGGCGGCGUGCCUGCCGACAUACCACGGGUCGAGGUGAAGAUGAGCUUCAAGGAGGGCGGCCAUAGCGAGUUCCGGCAAAGGUUCGAAGAGCUCAAGGAACGUCUUGAACAUGUGAGGCGUCUGCAGCAGGAAACGGGACAGACGGUCAACAUUCCGGACGAGCCGCUGCCGGCCUACGAAGCAACCGAGGGCGGCGGAGCAGCUCCGAGCAAUCUGGCGCCGCAACAGCAGCAGCAGCAGCAGCAACAGGAAGAGUCGGCAGGCCGGCCGGCAAGUUCAGGGGGUCAGAAUGCGAACCGGCGUCCGGACGAACCCCCACCAGAUUAUGACGAGGCGCAAGCACAGACGCUCAGCAUGCGACUCGAGGAUCACGUUCGCGAAGAGUCUGACAGAGCAUAG
Messenger RNA from Colletotrichum acutatum, 819 nucleotides. Its product is annotated as WW-domain ligand protein. Gene Ontology annotation, cellular component: nucleus. Gene Ontology annotation, molecular function: transcription coactivator activity; chromatin DNA binding. NCBI's taxonomy places the organism in Eukaryota, Fungi, Ascomycota, Sordariomycetes, Glomerellales, Glomerellaceae. The transcript is spliced from 2 exons. The record is from RefSeq and is a predicted model, not a curated record. Gene Ontology annotation, biological process: positive regulation of DNA-templated transcription. The coding region runs from base 1 to 819 and encodes 272 amino acids.